AUGCCCGUCCUCACCGAAGUGACAUCCGAUACCCAAUUCUCCUCGCUCAUCCAAUAUGCCAACCCCACCACGCUCCUCAUCCUCUAUUUCCACACCCCCUGGGCGGCGCCCUGCGCACAGAUGAAGACCAUCUUAUCCACAUUGGCCUCCACAUACCCGUCCGAAUCCCCCUUGACCUUCCUAUCCAUCAACGCCGAAGACCUACCGGACAUCAGCGAGUCGUACGACGUGACCGCGGUCCCCUUCCUGGUCCUACAGCGCGACGGCAAGACUCUUGAGACCGUGAGCGGCAGUGACGCCACCAAGGUGCGCGCUGCGGUGGAGAGGCACGCCGGCCCGGCUACGGGCGCAGGCGUCGGGGCUGUCGGUGGUGCCAAAGCGGCGAUCCCGCCGGCGCUGGCUGCGGAUCCUAGCGUCGCGCCGCAGAAGGCGGUCGGUGAGGCGCAGGCUAAUGGGGUGGCGGGCGCGAGUGGAGGCGUCACGAAGGACCUUAGUGGGUAUGCGCCCAAGGAGGGUCAGGCCCCGGCCGAUGCAGGCGCGGGGAGUAAGGAGGAGUUGAACACGAGGUUGGAGAAUCUGGUGAAGGCGGCGCCGGUCAUGUUGUUCAUGAAGGGCACGCCCUCCGCCCCGCAGUGCGGGUUCAGCAGGCAGCUGGUCGGCUUGUUGCGCGAAAACCAGGUGAAAUAUGGCUUUUUCAACAUUCUAGCCGACGACGACGUUCGUCAGGGUCUCAAGGAGUUUUCGGACUGGCCCACUUUCCCACAAUUGUACACUAAUGGCGAAUUGGUCGGUGGUCUGGACAUCGUCAAGGAGGAAUUGGAGACGGAUCCAGAUUUCUUCAAGGAGUUUGCUGCCGCGAAGGCCCCGGCUACGGCUGCGGCGUAA
Molecule: messenger RNA, 885 nt
Organism: Cyphellophora europaea CBS 101466
Lineage: Eukaryota; Fungi; Ascomycota; Eurotiomycetes; Chaetothyriales; Cyphellophoraceae
Product: Grx4 family monothiol glutaredoxin
Exons: 3
Coding region: 1-885 (294 amino acids)
Molecular function (GO): 2 iron, 2 sulfur cluster binding
Source: RefSeq, a predicted model, not a curated record